This is a messenger RNA of Anneissia japonica, 4429 nucleotides long. RefSeq lists its product as uncharacterized. The transcript has 11 exons. Bases 172 to 2970 code for a protein of 932 amino acids. Gene Ontology annotation, biological process: RNA polymerase III preinitiation complex assembly. Gene Ontology annotation, cellular component: transcription factor TFIIIB complex. NCBI's taxonomy places the organism in Eukaryota, Metazoa, Echinodermata, Crinoidea, Comatulida, Comatulidae. Gene Ontology annotation, molecular function: TFIIIC-class transcription factor complex binding. The record is from RefSeq and is a predicted model, not a curated record.
GAGAAAGAGCUGAAAAAGAGAAUGCAACAAAAACACCGAUGAUGAUGAGCAGAUGUUGUAAGGGUAAUCUCGCUUAAAACGCCGGUAAAAUGAAAUAAUAUCAAACAGAUAUUAUAAUUAACCGUGUAUUGGAUAUCAUACCUAUGCCUAAUAAGGCAGGAAUAAGUAAGCAUGAGACGCUCCAAAAUUAGACCUUCCAUUAAUCUUGCUGCAUCAAGGCGGUUAUCCCAAGCUACUGUGUUGAAAGCAGAUAAUAAAGUCCCGAAGCCACCAUCGAAGGAGACAACAGGACAUCCACCUGUUCCUGCAACAGAAACGCGCAGUGCCGAUGUACCAAAUGCUAAUGCACCUGAGGUUCCUAAGCCUAGGCCCGUGUCACCUGGUUCCGACUCACCUAAUCUCAGCUUAUCUAGCCUUGAGACCAUUAGACAUGAAGUUUCCCAAGUACAUAAAACAGCUGAAUCUUUGGAAGCUUCCCCCAGUGUAACUACUAUUACAGAAAAGCAACAGGUGCAAACACAAGACACUUCUAUUCCGGGAACAGAGUCAGCUGAAGAGGGAACAUCACAAUCGAAAGACAAUUCAAAUCCUCAACGCAGGAGGCGGAUCUCAGCCAAACCUAAUCUUGGUCAGCAUCGAAUGCGGUUACCAGUACCUCCACAGCCAAGCAGAGGAAAGUUACCUGAUGCAGUGAAGAAAAAUAUUAAUGCUGAUACUUCUGAUACCAGUGGUGCUUUAAUUCGCAAUAGUGAUUCAAAUAAACCAUCAGAGCCACCCCCAGUGAGGAGAGUGGUUGAGUCUAUUAGAAAUGCUGAAGUUACUUCUAAUGUGGCAGCAGUCAAUGUACCACAAUCAAACAACAAGGAGACAUCAUCUACCUCAACUCAACCUAAACUUCCCACUUCAAAGCCAACUGUGCACCCGAAGGCCGUCCAGUCACCUUCUCGUCCAGAGCGUUUGGUUGAAAAGAGGGCGGCACUUCCCCCAAGCAUUCAGGAUAAGCGCAUCCGAGACCUCAAGGCAUUGCAAGCUGAGACGCCAGCCAAACGGAGGAAGCGAUAUAUAAAGAAGACAAUCCCACCUGACCGCAGCAAGAUGACUAUGAGUGAUCUGAUCUACUACAACCCAAAAGCUAACCCAAUGAAAUCGUCAUUGGUAUCAAAAGAAAAAGUUAAACCGAAUCAGGAUAAUUCUACCAAUCUGAAAGAGAAGUCAAGUGCUUCAAACGAACCAGAGGAUGAAGUGGAUGGGGAGACUGGUACCAAUGACCAGCAGCUGGCUCCUCAAGUUAGGAUUGAUGCAGAUGGAAAAAUAGUGAUUGAUAAAGAAAGUUUAACAGUUGAAGCAUCUCCAUUAAGAACAUUUGUCACAGAAGACGCUGAAGUGGUCCAUGAAGAUUCUUCUAAUGUAACGUAUGCAAGUUUUCGGAAAAGGGUACACACAACAGCAUGGACCAAAAGGGAAACUGAAAGAUUCUUUAUGGCACUGAGCAUGGUGGGUACAGACUUUUCCAUGAUUAAUGCACUCUUCCCGAAGCGGACAAGGCACCAAAUAAAGAACAAAUUUAAGCGGGAGGAGCGUGUAAAUAGGGUACGCGUCGAUAAAGCAAUACGAGAAAAAACACCGUUGGUUAAGGCAAUGUUUGAAGACGCAGACUCAGAUGUUGAGAGUGGGACUGGUAGCAAGAAACAAACAGGAAAGAAGCAAAGAAUGAAGAAUAAAGUGGUGACAUCUGAGGAUGCAGAACUUGAGACAGAGGAAGCUGAGUUUAAUGAUAGCGUUCUUGACAAUGAUUCAGAUCAUGGCGAUGCUGACAGUGAUGUUGAGGUCACAAACAUUCUUGCACGACCCACACGCUCAGGUCGAGUGCCGAAAGUCAGGGUCAGCUAUGACAACAGUAUUGUUAAUGAUGAACAGCCAGUGGUGAAAGAUGCACAGUUGGUUACACAAGUUAGUUGUUCACCAAUUGUUAAUGGAACACUUGAUGGACAAAGAACACCAGGUAAAGGCACACCUGGUCAAAGCACGCCUACAACCCCUAUGCAAACUGUUUAUGUUGUUACACCUCUCCAAGGUGGUAAACAGUUCAUGAUUAGACAGCAUAGUAUACCACAGCCUUCGCCAGCUGCCAUUCAGGAACAUUUAGAAGUAGCAAACACUCCUCCAAGAUUCCCAUCUUAUAACUCUUCAACUGUUCAACAGUCUCCAGUGUUGCAUCUGCAAUCAUCAUCGCAGCAACUUUCUCAAACACCACCGAAUUCUUCAACAAAUAUGCAAAUUAGGAUGCUGUCUCCUCAAAAUUCAGUCAAUUCACCGACUGGACCACACACUGUUAUGACUCAACGUGUAGGAAACACACAAAUUAUUGUAGUUUCACCUGCUACGGGGCCAGGAAAUAUGACCCCAGGCCAACUUGAUAUUAGACAUUCCUCACCUUCAACAGGUGUCCAAAACUCAACAGUACCUAUUCAGAAAAAUAAUGCUGCAGCUUUUCAACACUCUACAAAUACACCAUCUGCCCAAUCUACUGACCUCAAUUGUCAAAAUUCUGAUAUUCAACCGAGGACUUUUAUUAGGAUUCAACCAGGUAAUGGCAACAUGUCUAAAAGUCCAAACACUACUGCCAUCCCUAUAAGUGGUCUGGCUCAGCAGAGCCCAAAGCCACGUCAAACUACCAAAAAGGAUUCUAGGACUAAAGCAAACCGAAUUACAGAAGUCCGUUUGGAUGAACCUUUCAUACCACCCUCAAUGAAAUCAAAAGCUAGGCCUAAAGCAGGUGCCAACAGCAUCAAUAUUCAACAAAAAGUUAUUGUGCAAAGUUUACCUCAGAGUCUUGGGUCUGGAUACAACGAUGGUCAUUUGCCAAAGCAUCCAGAAGUUCUUUUGCUGGAUGAUGUCACACUUGCAGCACAAACAGAGGUCGUGUCAGAUGUUGCUAUGGAAGUUGAAGCAGAGUGCACAAAUUCAUGAAGGUCACAAUAGGAAGCUUUCGAUUUGCGUUGACGACUAGAUGCUAAAACGGAUUCUCUAAUUUGUGACCAUCCUACUUUCUCGCAUGCGCAGAUGACUUUUUAGUGACGUCAUUACAUUCUACGUACCACUGCGAGAUGCAGUCAAAAGCUCCCUAAUGUUCCAAUAAGAGUUGUAACCCUUCAGGUCAAAAUUGAUAAAUUUAUCCAAUUCAAGUGCAUUCAAAUAUAUUUUCAGAAUUGACAUUAUAUUAGUUACGGUAUAAUUUUAGGUAAUAGGUUAAAGCCACCUAUUCAAAAAUUUGUUUGGCCAUUGAUAAUGCAUUUGAGUAUGUUCAAAUUAUGUACUUUAGUAUUUUAAAUGACUGAAAGAAAUAGGGUUCAUGCAUUAUUCCUAACCCCUACUUUGAUUAAUUUUCAUUUGAAGGGCUAGUUUAGCAUCUUUCAUUUAAGUGUGGGUGUAUGGUACUGCUAAAUGAAAAAUAACUGUGUUGAGUGUUGUCAACUAUAUGAUGUUUGUCACAAAAAACUUGACAGAUUUAUGUGCAAUUUAAUUUGAUUUAAAAAAAAAGAAAAAAUCUAAAUUAUAUUUAAUCCUACACAAGGAUAAAAAAUAUCUAUAAUUUUCAUAAAAAGAACUGUAUUUGAUUUAGUAGAGAAUAUCCUAUAAAUUUGAACUGAAGUGGUCCAGAUCAAAGUGAUAGUGGUCAUCAAAAUGGUAACUAAAAAUAAAAUACAGUGGCAGUAUUUGACUGGUAGACCCUCUUCUGAGCUGUCCACUGCCAAAAUCAUACUUAACAAAUGCAACUAGGUGUAUGUAUACCUUUGUCGCCCUAUGUUUAUUAAGGCUAUUUUGUGAAUAACUACCUAGAUAACAGAUGUAUGCCUUGUUACCUAAAUGACUUACCUACUAGUUAAUAAAUAUGUAAAUUCAACAUUUUUCUGUCCCAGCUUAUUUGUUUUCUUUUUGACUUGAUAACUUGACAAAAUAUAGAAAGUUUCAUUUGUUAAAAGAACUUAAUGCACCUAAUGUCUAACAUUAACAUUAAAGAGCUGGAAGAUGACCAGUCAAAUACAGCCAUUUAAUAACUAUUUCAACAUGUUUUGUCUUGCUUUGAUGAAAUUAUAGUUUUCUUUAUUCAAAAUGAUUUUUUUAAACUCAGAGAAUAUACCAAAUUAAAAACAUUUAAAUAAAAGUGAAAUUUUUUAUAGGUGCUGGAAGAUUACAGUAUACCUUCUGAAACUUUUAACUGCCAUCAGAAUUUUAAAACAAAAUAAAUUAAUUUUGAUAUUAAUUGUGAGUACUAAAUUUGUCUUAAAUUUAGAAAAUUAUUGAAGAAUACUGUGUUUUAAUAUACUUAUGUGACUGAACCAGAUAUUUGAUUUAUUAGUAUAUGUUUACUAGAUACAAUGGGGGUUUUACAUAAGAUAGCAUGAUACCAGUGGUGUAUCUUGGAGUC